CGCCCUGAAGAAGAAGAAGCGGCUCUCGCAGUCCGACGAGGACGUGAUCCGGCUGAUCGGGCAGCACCUCCACGGGCUGGGGCUCAACCAGACUGUUGAUCUCCUCAUGCAAGAGUCAGGAUGUCGUUUAGAACAUCCUUCAGCUACCAAAUUCCGCAAUCAUGUCAUGGAAGGAGAAUGGGAUAAGGCUGAGAACGACCUGAAUGAACUUAAGGCCUUAGUGCAUUCUCCGCAUGCAAUUGUGAGGAUGAAGUUUUUGCUGCUGCAGCAGAAGUACCUGGAAUACCUGGAGGAUGGCAAGGUCCUGGAGGCACUUCAGGUUCUACGCUGUGAACUGACGCCUCUGAAAUACAAUACAGAACGCAUUCAUGUCCUCAGUGGGUACCUGAUGUGUAGCCAUGCAGAAGACUUGCGUGCAAAAGCAGAGUGGGAAGGGAAAGGAACAGCUUCCAGAUCUAAACUUUUGGACAAACUCCAGACCUACCUACCCCCAUCAGUGAUGCUUCCUCCGAGGCGUUUACAGAACCUGCUGCGCCAGGCUGUGGAACUCCAACGGGACCGGUGCCUAUAUCACAACACCAAACUAGACAGCAAUCUAGAUUCUGUCUCGCUGCUAAUAGAUCACGUUUGUAGUAGGAAACAGUUUCCAUGCUAUACCCAACAGAUCCUAACGGAGCACUGUAAUGAAGUGUGGUUCUGUAAAUUCUCCAACGACGGCACUAAAUUAGCAACAGGAUCUAAGGACACAACUGUUAUUAUAUGGCAGGUUGAUCCAGACACUCACCAGCUAAAACUACUUAAGACGUUAGAAGGUCACGCGUACGGGGUCUCCUACAUUGCCUGGAGUCCAGAUGACAACUACCUUGUUGCCUGUGGCCCAGAUGAUUGUUCUGAGCUUUGGCUCUGGAAUGUACAAACUGGGGAGCUGAGGACAAAGAUGAGCCAGUCUCAUGAAGACAGUUUAACAAGCGUGGCCUGGAAUCCUGAUGGGAAGCGUUUUGUAACGGGAGGGCAGCGUGGACAGUUCUAUCAGUGUGAUUUAGAUGGUAAUCUGCUUGACUCCUGGGAAGGGGUGAGAGUACAAUGCCUUUGGUGCUUGAGUGAUGGGAAAACUGUUCUAGCGUCGGACACACACCAGCGAAUUCGGGGUUAUAACUUCGAGGAUCUCACAGACAGGAACAUAGUACAAGAGGAUCACCCUAUUAUGUCGUUUACUAUUUCAAAAAAUGGCCGUUUAGCUUUGUUAAAUGUAGCAACUCAGGGAGUUCACUUAUGGGACUUACAAGACAGAGUUUUAGUGAGAAAGUAUCAAGGUGUUACACAAGGAUUUUACACAAUUCACUCGUGUUUUGGAGGUCAUAAUGAAGAUUUCAUUGCGAGUGGCAGUGAAGAUCACAAGGUGUACAUCUGGCACAAGCGCAGCGAGCUGCCCAUCGCCGAGCUGACGGGGCACACGCGCACGGUGAACUGCGUCAGCUGGAACCCGCAGAUCCCGGCCAUGAUGGCCAGCGCCUCCGACGACGGCACCGUUAGGAUAUGGGGACCAGCGCCUUUCGUAGACAGCCAGGAUAUCGAAGAGGAAUGCAGUAGCAUGGAUAGUUGAUGGCGAAUUUGGAGCAGACGACUUCAGUUUAACUUAAUUAGUCGUAUUUUAAAUGGCUUGGGAUUUGGUGCAAACAAACAUGAUUGAUAGCUGGACAGACAUGCUCGUCAUGAAAAAAGAACCAUUUCUGAAGCCCGGUUGGGGCCAAACAUUUGCCACCUUUGCUUCAUAGUAACCAGUCGAGAUGAAGCACGUCUUUAGAACUUUGUUGGACACCGUGUUGAAAUUACCCCCCCAUCGGUCGUGAAGAACUGUGCUACAUUCAGGCUAACCAUUGAACUCAGUAUAUAUAUUUUUCCCUCCUGCCUUUUUGUCUGGCAGGCUACUGUUCUUGUUGCUCUUCUGUGUAAUGAAGUUUAAAUGCUUGUUUGGAACACUUUAUUUAACAGUUUAGAAGGCUUGAUAGAAAGAGUGCUUUAGUCUGAAGAGUAUACAUUGGAUAGGAAAGUAUUUCCUUCUCUUGUUUCUCAAGUCUCUCUCCGCCUUACUUAGCUUGAGAUCUUUGCAGCUUGGUUCAUGGAUUCUAGCCUUGCCCGUUGCGCAGUAUAUCUAUCAAUUGAGAGGAUAAACCAAUGAACUAUGUCAAAAGCACUCUCAGUAUCACAUUUGACAAAAAGUUUUGUACUUUUCACAUAGCUCGUUGCCCUGCAAAGGGGUUAACAGCACAAUUUUUUAAAAAUAAAUUAUUUAUAGGAUUAAAAUGACUUCAUUUGUAUACAUUUGGAAUUAAAACAAUGCAAGAAGUGUCGUGAAACACGGUAUCACUGAUGCUUUUCUGGAGUGUCCUGAGACCCAAUCAGAAGCAGUGGCUGGAAGGAGAUUUAUGUAGGCAGUGAAGCUUGUUUCAGAUGGAAGAAUUCGCUAUCCAUCUUAACAGAGAAGCUGUAUUAGUUAGGAGAAAAAAGCAUUCAGACUGCACCACCAGUCUGAGAGUUGAAACAAGAGGUCUUUUUGGUUUUUUAAUUACAUAAAUAUAUGCAACAAUGCUGGUGUAAAAGGUAGACUACACUUUGAGGGAAGAAUGAGUUGAAAGAGUCCUUUCUUCACAAAGUCAACACUUUGUAUAAGUAAUUUACAUACAAAUCAUAAUUAAACACUUGUAUUAUGAUGGAAUUUUUUCUUUAUUUGAUAAACAAGGGUGGACAGAUUUUUUUUUUUUUAUUGAGAAUAUACUUUUAAGUUUGCAGAUAAAAAUGCCUUUCCCAGACCUUAUUGCAAGCUGGGGCCAUGAACAUCUUGAGACAUCUAGGGGGAGUUCCACUAAUGUCUCAUGUUAAAAAAAAAAACAAACAUUUAUAGUUUAAAUAUUUAUUCUUUUUGACAUAAACAGAUGGCCUGGCAUCUCUGUGCUUCUGCACUACACACAAAUCCAUUAUGGGAUGGCACUGGAUUCCCUUUUGCCACCUUGGGUGGAAAGGUAGUGUUGGUACUGCUGCAAAGUAAAGAAGGAGCAGGGAAGGGCAUGCCACCAGGAGUCAUGUGAGCAGAAGUGUGGACUUCAUCCUUUCAUGAGAUAAUGAUUUAGUGUCCUUAUUAGUCACGUGUAGAAGAAGGGUGGGGGAAGGUGUGCUGGAAUUCCUGGGAAGAGACGUGUAGCCACUAUGAGGAAAGGGAGUGUGGUGUUUCCCAGAAAAACAAAGGUUAGCAGGUUAGAUUUUUUUUUUUCUUUUAGAUUCCAGCCGUGUGUGUGUCUUGCCUUGUGUGCAAACUUAAACAUGAGCUAAGAUUCUGAUAUGUGGUUGACCAGCCCUGAAUCUGACGUAUGAGUCUUCUAAUACCUCCAAAACCAGGCAGGGACUUAAUGUUCAGCCUUAAAACUAAGGUGAAUGCUUUGAUAGCAAUUACUGUUUCACAGCACUGAGAAUAAAUGUGUGAACUUAAGAUUAUACAUCAGUUCCUUUUUCCUUUAAUCAGUUCUGGAGGAAGCUCUUUAUUUCCCUUCCUAGUACUAACAGUGGAAGAUGAGUUAGGCCUGUGGCCUUAAUGUUGCAGGAAGACAGAAAAGUUCCCAUGGUUAAAUUCGAAUACGCUAAACCUUGGGGUUUAAGGAAAAAUUAAUUACCUAAAUUGUAAACAGUGAAUUGUAAAAGUAUUUUACAUUUUCAAAACGUGGUAUAAUUCAUAAGCAAUGCCAGCAUGUGGAUCUUUGGAAGUUACUCUAGUAUUGUCUUACUCUAUAACUUAACAUUUUCAAACCAAACUUUGUUUAGGGAGAGUAAGGGGAAUAAUGGUUUUGAUGUCUCUUAAUGUCUCAUACAGUGGUCUGUCACUACGUAUUCGUGGAAAUAAAGUGGGAGCUUUAGGCAGGUGGUGAAGGCUGGUUCAAAUCUCAAGUGCAGAUUUGAAUUCUCUUAUGCACUUGAGGCAUUUCUGAUGUGGUGGCCAUGGCUAACCAGAGUGAGACUAGUACAGCUGGGGUGGUGUGUGGGCUGAUGCCUGCUUUCCACAGCAGUGCAAUUAGGAAUUUAAACAUAGGACCUCUGCCAAAGCACUGCCCAUCUCUUCUGGACUUGGUUUGUCCCUCUGAAGGUCACUUGAGGUAUUUAGAAGCUGAUUUAGGGAGAAGCACUUGUGGGAUCUCUCUCCCUUAACGUUUUGGUGCAGCCAUGCCAUGUAAAGGCAAGUUCCAAGCAGGUGGCACUGCUUCCAGAGUGUCUCAUGACAGCCUGUUUGCAUCUCAUGGGCCAUGAGCAGGCAGGACAGAAAGGUGAGAUUAAUCUACAUUUUGCCCCACUACUCAGUCCAACAGUAGCUGCCAUUAGAGGUGUAGCAAUGAAUACCAUUUCAACCUGGAGGUGAAAGGCAACCUAAACUAUUUCCAACACAUUGUAUAUUCACACUAUGUGGAUUGAAAAGUACCAAUACUUUUUGUGCACAGACAAUAAAAUGAGACCGGGGUGGGGGGGAUACCCAAAUCAGUUUGCUCAUUUGCAACACACUGAUUUCCAUGUGCUUAAAAAUGUUCUUAGGCUGGAGUGUAAGUCUGGAACAAGUACACACCCACAAUAAAUUACUGUAUUUCUAGUCAGCAGGCCCAUGGUUUUAGAGAGGAAAAUACUGUAAGUGUGUACUUAUUUUGUAACUUUCUCUGGUCACCUGUUGGCUUCAAAUAUUCACAGUAGCCCCAGGUUAUUAUCAAGGCAGAUCUCAAAGAAAAGAAAAAUGCUGAAGCAUUUUAUUAUCUGAAUGUUCUUUAGCUCUUCAGGUAAGUAAUUUUGAAGGCACAAUGGAACACAAAAGGGAAAAUGGUAGCUCUGUUCAUGUUUUGGAGGGGAGGGAAGUUGGGGAAAUGACACCUUUGUUUUUAAAUUCCCUCUGUCUUUUCUAAAGUUCUCCAACUUUAAAGUUAACUUCUCUUUAUGAUUGGAGCAAAGAUGCAAGCUAGGAAUCUGCCCAGAUCUUGCCAGUUACUUCUCAACUUGGCUUCAACCAGGUAAUGUUUAAUAAAAUUGUCUGCUGUGGGGAGUUGGUGUCUAGUUGUGUAUUUUUACACUGCUAAGUGAUACUCCCACCCAAAAUCAGUUGUAAAGGCUUCCUUAGCAGGAAGGGCAAUUAGCUGUAGCUCGAGGGGAUAUGUUGUAGAUCCAAAUGGGGAGGGAG
Ficedula albicollis (Collared flycatcher) is the source of this 5203-nucleotide messenger RNA. It is a transcript of the gene WDR26, whose product is annotated as WD repeat domain 26. NCBI's taxonomy places the organism in Eukaryota, Metazoa, Chordata, Aves, Passeriformes, Muscicapidae. Gene Ontology annotation, biological process: proteasome-mediated ubiquitin-dependent protein catabolic process. The record is from RefSeq and is a predicted model, not a curated record. Gene Ontology annotation, cellular component: GID complex. Bases 107 to 1603 code for a protein of 498 amino acids. Gene Ontology annotation, molecular function: protein binding. The transcript has 14 exons.